CAUCAACAGCUGUUUCCAGUGGGAGAGUUUCCAGAGGAGUCUCAUAGCCUUCCUGAUAUUCCUGCUGGCGGUGUGGCAUUGGGAGUUCUACAUGUUGCCUCUCUGUCUGGUUCUGCUCAUCACAUGGAACUAUCUUCAGAUUGCAUCUGGACGGGCCAACCAGGACCUGGAUAAUAUGGACUUGGGCGAUGAAGAUGAUGAAGAUGAAAAGGAAUCCGAGAAGAGAGGUUUGAUGGAAAAAAUUCACAUGGUUCAAGAGACUGUCAUCACUGUCCAAAACCUGUUGGAGGAAAUCGCAUGCUUCGGGGAGAGAAUUAAGAACACCUUUAACUGGUCAGUACCGUUCCUCUCCAACCUUGCCUUCCUUAUCCUGGUGACAGUAACAUUUCUGACAUACUUCAUCCCUGUACGAUAUAUCCUUCUAGUAUGGGGAAUUAAUAAAUUCACCAAGAAAUUACGGGCCCCGUACGCCAUCGACAACAAUGAGGUGUUUGAUUUCCUGAGGAGAGUUCCUUCAGAUGUUCACAAGGUGCAGUACAGCGAGCUGAAGACUUUGAGCGCCCAGAGUCCUCUGAGGAGGAAGAGAACCAUUGAGAGGAGGUGAUGGAGGAGUGAUCUAUGGUCCCCAAUGGAAGACAUGGCCAUGUGCACACUGUUGCCACCUCAGACUUGUGUCCUGUGUGAAACUGGCCGUAUAGUGGAGGAUAUGCAGGGCAUAUCUGGAUCACAUUCCUCUAUGUUCAGAACUGGUUAGAAAACUGCUCCUGGGUUACUGGUCCUCUGUAGCUCCGUUUGUAGAACAUGGCACUUGCUGUGCCGGGAUAGUGGGUACAAUUCCUGAGAUCACCCAUAUGUAUACACGCAUAACUACGUCUCUUUGGGAUAAAGCAUCUGCUACAU
Molecule: messenger RNA, 900 nt
Organism: Oncorhynchus keta (chum salmon)
Lineage: Eukaryota; Metazoa; Chordata; Actinopteri; Salmoniformes; Salmonidae
Product: multiple C2 and transmembrane domain-containing protein 2-like
Exons: 7
Coding region: 92-604 (170 amino acids)
Biological process (GO): regulation of neurotransmitter secretion
Cellular component (GO): synaptic vesicle membrane
Molecular function (GO): calcium ion binding
Source: RefSeq, a predicted model, not a curated record